This is a messenger RNA of Leishmania major strain Friedlin, 1077 nucleotides long. RefSeq lists its product as hypothetical. The transcript has a single exon. Lineage: Eukaryota; Euglenozoa; Kinetoplastea; Trypanosomatida; Trypanosomatidae. The record is from RefSeq and is a predicted model, not a curated record. The coding region runs from base 1 to 1077 and encodes 358 amino acids.
AUGUCCUGCGUCCCAACACAGAAGCCCUUGAAUGAGAUAGAGUUGCUGGUGCAGGAGCUGCAACUACGCAUGACGCGAGCUGUCGAGGCCAGUCCUCGCCUGUACGCAGCCCUCAAGGAGCCGCGUGUCCUCUAUGCGAUACUGGCGGAGUUUUUCGCGUCGCAACUCGAGCAGGCACGACGUUCGAAACAUGUGGCACUUGAAGCAGCGGAUGUGCGGCGAGUAUGGGUCUUCUGCUUGCAGGAGCUCGCGUUCUUGUGCGCGACGCAUGACACGAACGCCGCCACCUCGUCGAGUGCACUGUCGCUCUACGACUUUGUCCACGGCGCACCGUCUCUGCCGCUUGAGGCUCUGCAGCGCGGCGCCCCAGUUGUAGAGGCGAAUUCCGUUGCGCGUGCCCCGUCUGCCGCCGCUAUGUCGUCAUCGCCGUGCACAGCGAGGAGCGAAGCGAGUCGCACCUCUGUCUUUUCUAUUCUUCAAUCAGGCUUUGCGGGAAUGAUGGACUUGGCGUACGUGGCCGAUCAACGCCUGCAGCGUCCCUCGUCAUCGGGAGCAAUCUCGGUGGUGUCGCUGGCCGCCCUUGCUGCUUCUCUCGUCCCGACACUGGAUCGAGUGCAGGCAGUGCGGUUGACAGCGCAGAUCGCGGAUGACGUCGUCGAUAGUCGCAUCACUUCCAGUGACGGGUCAGCCAUGCCACCGUGCUCGAGGUCCGCUGUGGCGACACUCUUGGCUGGCGUGUGGCACAUAUGGGGGGUGUUGGACGCCGCGCACUCGCCAACGCUCCACUCGCUGGGACAGUGUCUUUUUCAGCAGUUUGCCACCCCCGCGCAUUUGCGGCUGGCGCCUACUGUAUCGCCGGUGUCCUUCGCGGCCUGGUUGCAACGUGCGCUGCGAGAAAACAACGGUGGUCUGCAUCAGCAGCUGUACGCAGAUGCCGAAGGGAGUACGUCAGCAGCGAAAACAAGUACUGGAGAAGUCGAUGCUGUUGUCACACGCGCGACUGAAGACCAUAACACGGCGGCGGUGGCGGAGGACGUUGCUACUGUCUCGGACUUCUGGGCAAGGCUUGCAAGCUAA